AUGAUUUUAUGAAAAUUGAAGAGAAAUAGAUUGAUGGGUUUAAGAAAAUAGAAAUAAAAUAGAAAAAAUGGCGCGAACGCCAUUAGACGUUUCGAAGUUCCAUAUUUGACCGCUAUUCAACCGGCCGGCGUAGUGGCGCAACUAUCCACGUGGUAUAAGAGUUCGCGAUCUUUCUACCUAUCUACAAGUUUAUUUGUAAACAGUAUUUCGUAAGAUGGACGCGUACGAUACACAUAGGAAAAAUUGGGAAGAAUUGGAUGUAACCAAAGAAGAGUUAAAGAAUAUAACGGAGUGUCUGAAAAAGGAAGAGUUUCGUAAAUUGUUAAUCGAAUACGCUGAAGAGGUGACUGAUCCAGAAAAUAGAAAGAUCUACGAAAAGGAAAUCACACAAUUGGAGAAGGAACGGGGCGUCGACGUUACAUUUGUUCAUCCCGAGCCUUGUUACGUCAUAAAAACUAGUGUAAAUGGAGAGAAAAAAUGUUUUCUAAACAUAAGCAAAAGUAACAUUGUUGACCGACCAAGCAGUCAACCUUCUUUCGAGCAAGGUCAUCGUGGAUUACAAUGGUCUAUUCCUUAUACGUUGACACCUCCUCGUGAUGACCUUGACAAAAAAAAUGUACGUUGUAAAGUGUUCGAUGUGGUCUUUCAUCCUGACACCAUGUAUCUGUCAUCCAAAAAUGCACAAUUUCGCGAAAUUGUUCACAAUACAGCCCUCGAUGGCGUGGAAAAUAAUUUCAAGGUCAAACUGGACCGGAAAAAUCUUAAGUUUCCAAAGAUAUCAUACAAAGGAAUAUGCCAUCCUACUGUGAUCAGAAAGCCAUCAAAGGAACCACCUAAAAAACAAUUGGAUAUAGAACCAGAAAUUUAUCAAAAAUUAAUGGCCAGUUAUGAUGAAAGCAGAAAACAACAAUUCAAAUGUGCAGAAGAAAUGCCAAAGCGUUGUUCACCACCUACCAAGUAUUAUAAUAAAAAAGUAGAUAAAACUGAAGAUAUAAAUAGCAAAUAUGUGACGCCAAAAUUUUCCAUAAAACAUCAAUCUGAUAUAGAGUUGGAAGAUUUUAGCAAUAACAGAAAUGCAAAAAUGAAUGCUACAGUACCUAAGAAAUUAAUCAUUAACAUAGAUCUGCCCUUAUUAAAAACUGCUUCUGAUGCUUCCUUGGAUGUACAAGAACGUUUUCUCAGUCUGAAAAGUGAAAAACCUGCAAAAUAUUUAUUAGAAUUACCUUUACCUUAUUGUGUAAAUGCAGACAAGGGUAAUGCUAAAUUUGAUUCAAAAUAUAAAAAACUUGUAAUAACACUACCAGUUAUUCGACCAGUGGUACUGCUAUCUGAUGCUAGAGAAGAUAGUGGAGUUGAUAGUGAUCAUGAUAGUCCAGCACCAUUAUCGUCAGAAGAUUCUACAGAAAAUUCUCUUGAUCAAAAUCAGAAGAGCAACUCUGUGUCUAAAUUAGUUGAAGAAUGUGAAAAAGUGCUUGAAGCUACUAAAAUAGAGUAUGAAAGUGAAAAUAUAGAGGAUUCUAGUGAUACAGCAUUACGGACUAGCAUAGAAAAUAUAGACAUAUUUUUAGAUCCUAGCAUUAAGUAUUCACUGCCAACAUUUAUUUGUAAUUUGUAUAACAAUCAAUUAGCGAUUACUGUAAAUGUAAAAAAUGUCGAUCCGAAUUCCAUACGCCAUAAAAUUUUACAAAAUAAUUUAGGAAUACACGUUUUACUAACGUCUAUAGGUACAGGUUUCUUUCCACAGCAUUAUUCGUUGUGUUUAAAAAUAAAUGAAAAUUCCGUAGAUCCCGAUUCGCUCACGGUUGAACCGUGGGAUAAUAACGUUGUAUUUACAAUUACGUUAAAAAACGUGGAAAAUUUAGCGCAAUACUAUGUUGGUACGAACGAAGAAUUCAUGGAAGAGAGACAUUUUCCUACUGCUACGUCUUUCAAAAAUCAACUACAAGAAUUACUGGCAGAGGAAGAUGAUAAUUUGGAAAUGGAUCGAACAGUCAACGUACAUGCUGACGAAGACGGUGUCGUCAUAAAUAUUACUUCGAAACAUCUAGAUUCUGACGAUGAAGUCGAACAACACAGUACAGGAUCGAUAGAAGAACAACCAAGUCUUUGUCGUACGUUACCAAAGACUAGGUCUGUUUCAGAAAGCAGUGGGGAUGAAUUAACAAGUAAUAGCAUAAAUACAGGAUCAUACUCGAAAAGUAUAUUGAAAUCACGGCACACUCAUGAUUUUUCACGUUCAGUGUCCGAAUCGAGUGCGGAUGAAAAUGGAAUGGCUUCAUCGUCUGUAGAUUGCCAUUACGAUUCGACACAAGAUUUAAAUCUUGAAUCAGAUUGUUCCAGUUUAAAAAAGACAGUACGAUUCAAUGACGUGGUAUCGCGACAAUUGUUCAGAUCUAAUUCCAGUAUUUUGGGUCAACGUAAAAAGAAUCAACGAAAAUUACGAAAUAAAAGACGCGUUCACGAACGUAGGAUGAGCGAAAGCGAAAAUUCCGAAACGGAGGAACGUGAAAAGUACAAAGCAAAUCAAAAAAAUGCGGAAGUCUCUGAGACUAUAAAACCUAUACUUAAUAAGGAUAAACAACAAGCGGCGCAACAAAAAACUGCGAAUAUCGAAAUUGGAGAGGGAUCGAAUAAUAAUCAUUCUUCGUUAAAACGGAAAUCAAGUAUCGAGGAAGAAAUUAUAAACGAAGCAACCGAGAUUGUAAAGGACGAAGUUACAGCACAAUUUAAGAAUGAUCUAAUAUUCGACCUCGAUAUGUAGAUUUUUUUAUCAAUCAAGGAAUUUUGUAACGUGUAUGUGAUAAUUUUUUAAAGCUUAUAAAGCGAAUUAAAGUAGUUUAAUUGGACUUUUUUCAAGAAAUUACAAAAUAAUAAUAAUAAUAAUAAUAAUUAUGAAUUUUGUCUAGGAUCAUGCGGUAAUUUCUUGAUAAAAUAAUAAAUUCGUAUAAAUUAUUGUAUAAAGGACUUCAAGAAAAAUAGUCCUAAGUGAUAUAGAAUUUUCUUUCGUUCGAUAGUUCAAAACAUCGAUCUUAUCGUAAAUUUAUCUUCUUCUAUUUAUAAAAUUAGAGUAAGAAUCUUUUUAAUAUUUCUCAUAUCGAUCUAUUUUGAAUUUUAACUAUCUCUUAUAGAAAAGUAUACAAAAAAAAAAAUCACAUUUCUU
Apis laboriosa (Himalayan honeybee) is the source of this 3160-nucleotide messenger RNA. It is a transcript of the gene Nop17l, whose product is annotated as protein kintoun. Gene Ontology annotation, biological process: axonemal dynein complex assembly. NCBI's taxonomy places the organism in Eukaryota, Metazoa, Arthropoda, Insecta, Hymenoptera, Apidae. Gene Ontology annotation, cellular component: cytoplasm. The coding region runs from base 215 to 2761 and encodes 848 amino acids. The record is from RefSeq and is a predicted model, not a curated record. The transcript is spliced from 4 exons.